GUUAUAUAAAACCUAACCUUCACUGACGCAAGACUAUGCUAACGUCUUUGAAUAGAACAAUGUCAAAAACUGUGCAAUGAAGGCUGGAAAGAAGAUCAAUAUCAGAAGUCACUGGUCUGUAAUCAUACAAGAUGAUCGGAAUAGCAAAACAUCCAAUUAUAGAAUGAACAACACGUGAAUCAUGAACCUGGCCAAUAUAUAGAGUUUUUUGUAGCAAGGUGCUUCGAGAAUAGGACGGAGGAGUUGGCAAAGGACUCAGAAUGUCUUCACUGUUUACAAUUUUAUUCGUCUGUCUGUUUACGACAACCCUCGGAGAUGCUCUCAAGUCGCGGAUGCCCAAGAAUUUCUCCUGGGUCGUGGAAGAUCAAGUGUGUGCGAUGGGGUUUCCCGAUUCGCCUGAAAACAUGAUGUAUCUAGUAGAAAAUAACGUCCGCACCCUUGUGUCACUCACCGCCGAAAGACAGCCAUUGGUAAAAGACUUUCCAGAAAUAACUCUUUUUCCUAUAAAAGUGGUGGACUUUACUCCUCCAACACUGGAACAGAUUGACCAAUGUAUAGACAUCAUAGAGAAGACACUGUUAGAAGGAAAGGCUGCCGGGUUGCACUGUGCUCACGGAAAAGGACGCACAGGCACCGUCCUGGCUUGUUACUUCAUCAAGGAAUUCUGUAUGGAGCCCAAGAAGGCACUCGAACAAAUACGGAUAUACAGACCGGGCUCUGUGGAAACCCAGGAACAAGAACAGGUCAUAUUUGAAUAUGCAAAUUACAUAAAGGUUAAACAGAAACCGAAAUGUUGAAAUAUAACGAAGUGCUGUGAAAGACAUUGAUAGUCAAGAAAGGACCAAGAAAUGCCAAUUAUUAUUGUUGUAAAUUAUCUUGUGUUUUGUACAUUCAUACGUCAUCAGUUACCUCUCAGUUACGAACUUACAGAGUAUCUUGGAAUCAACGAGUACAAUUAUUGUCCAGAAUUCUACUCACAGCCAUCCUCCAGGACCAUAAUUUGUUAAUACUUUGGUUGCAGUUUUAUCCUGAACACUUUUCUUAUUUUUCGUUUCCUUAUACAUGUUGUUGAACUAGUUUCCAAGGAAAGAAGAAGUGGUUUGUCAUUUAUUCAUGACUAGUUGCUGUUACUGUUUUUUAUUGAGAUAUGAACAAGCUAUAUCCUUGAAAUGAAUUUUGUUGUGAGCAUUGAGAUAAUUCUUGAUAAAGUUUUCUGCUACCAGAGACAUAUCAUCCCGAACAAUGUACAUUCCAUGCUAAACCCCAUUUGCUGUCUCAGGAUGUGUUUAAAACCUCAAAUUUAAUUUGAAAGACACAUAUGUAUGACGUAAACCUCUUUUUUCACAUGGUAAAUUAUCCUACCACUAUCUUCUAGCUGUUUAAAGGCUAGUUAGAAAUCACCAAAGGUCGGUGAAGAUUUUCAAAAACGAAUGAAACGAAGUCUUUAUUAUUUAACAGCUGUUGAUCCGUUUAUACUAGUCGGAAUGAUUUAUCUUUGAGCAAUAAUUUUGCUGUUAACGCCCAUUUUUUAGUGGCAACAAGUUUGAUUUUAACUGCUAAUUAAUUAACGUGACAAAUCCUAGAGCAACGGGUUCUUUAUACCAAAUGUCUAGGUACCCGGGUGAAGGAGAGUAACAUUGUAUUCUUUGUUCACUAAUGACUCAAAUAGAUAGACUACAAAGCAUUGAAUUAUAAGCGCGUCACAUUCAUUUCACGUUGUUCUACAAUUAUAAGAUAUAUGAAUGUAUUGAAUUGUGAGGCAUGAGCAUUGAUCCAGAUUUUAACUUUUCUAUCGAUCACUUUGGCUUUGCCUCAGUAUCCACCUAGGCGACCUAAUUUAGACCAUUAACAUCACUUAGGAUUUCUAGAGUGACGAAACAGCUGUAUAAUGCAGUUCAAUUGUGCAAUGGUUGAAUCUACACUAUCAAACUCUAAAUCUGUAUAUGCUACAAAACUGUAUUCACUUGUGUGUCUUUUGUACAAUCCUCAGUGUACAUUAAAGUAUACUUAGGGGACCAUUUGUAAAUAUGUAUUCAGGAUAUAUGAUACAAGUCAAAGUCCUAUUUAUUUGUCUUUCAUUUCUGGCUAAUUUAAACUAUGAUGCGUUGUGUUUAUAUUGAUGUAAAUACUGAUAUCAACACUUGGCAUCAGUUUGUCACUAGUAAGGACAAUAAUGCAUUGUAUGUAUACAUAUCAGAAUGUCAAUAGGUCGAGUCUGUCAACGUUUUGAAUGAACAGAAACAUGAAAGAUUAAGAGUGUUUGUGUAUAUUAGUAACUAAUAUAUCUAUAUCUUCAUUGGAGUAAUUUCAGAUCACGUGUGAUUUCAAUAUUUUUCAUGUCUGCAUAUGUAUUUUUACUGUUUCAUUACGGUGUUAUUCUGCAUUGCAGCACAAAAUAUUAUUCUUUAUAUAUUUCGUAAAAAUUCUGUGGUAAAAUUGUGUUAUAUAUUUGUGUGGUGUGACAAAUAAGAAACUCGAUUACAUAGUAAUACAACUCAAGUGUCCAUUGAUUGGAUAUGUAUGUAUAUUGGUACGGUAGGGUUUACCACAGUCCAACUAUUAUGGUAAUUGAAGGUGUGAUAAUGAUGUACUUGCCAUGUUAAAGAAAACAUAUUUUUAU
Ylistrum balloti is the source of this 2620-nucleotide messenger RNA. Its product is annotated as dual specificity protein phosphatase 23-like. The coding region runs from base 261 to 797 and encodes 178 amino acids. Gene Ontology annotation, molecular function: protein tyrosine/serine/threonine phosphatase activity. The record is from RefSeq and is a predicted model, not a curated record. Gene Ontology annotation, biological process: cilium assembly; protein dephosphorylation. The transcript is spliced from 4 exons. Lineage: Eukaryota; Metazoa; Mollusca; Bivalvia; Pectinida; Pectinidae.